Molecule: messenger RNA, 3309 nt
Organism: Cololabis saira (Pacific saury)
Lineage: Eukaryota; Metazoa; Chordata; Actinopteri; Beloniformes; Belonidae
Product: nuclear factor of activated T-cells, cytoplasmic 2
Exons: 10
Coding region: 195-2861 (888 amino acids)
Biological process (GO): calcineurin-NFAT signaling cascade; regulation of transcription by RNA polymerase II; cytokine production
Cellular component (GO): transcription regulator complex
Molecular function (GO): RNA polymerase II cis-regulatory region sequence-specific DNA binding; DNA-binding transcription factor activity, RNA polymerase II-specific; transcription factor binding
Source: RefSeq, a predicted model, not a curated record
CAGGAAGAAGCGCUCCUUUCUUCGCGCUGCGCCUUUUCAUGCCAUGUUUGAGGAGCUGCGACUAUUUUUAUUUUUAUUUUUUGUCUCUUCCAAAACUGUAAUUCAAUUUCAUUUAUUUUUCCGGUUUAUUCCUUCAACAUAACAAAGAAAGCCAGAUACACCUGUCGGAGGGGGAAGCACGUCGACAGUUGGAGAUGACUUCUGGAGGGUUGAGACUUGACACCGAGGGACUGGGGCAAGACAUAAGCCAGGAUGAGUUCGAUUUUACUGAACUGUUUCUUACCAAUGAAUCUGUAGAUGAUUUUCCUGUCGGCUGUGUUGAAGAUGAUGCAGGGGUUCUCCAUCAGAACGACAGCCAGCCUCCUCUGGUGGUGGUGGGUCAUCACGCUGCAUACGCCUCCUCCUCUGACCUGGCAGCGCCCGGCCAGGAUGCCUCCUCUCACAAUCCCGCCACAGAUAACCUGCCAGAGGCUGUGUUUAACUCCUUGGGGCUCACGUCAAGAGCAAGCGGCAUACCUGCUCCUAGCCCAAGGAUUGAGAUCACUCCGUCAGGCGACUCUUUGAGCUCUCAAAUCUUGGAGUCAAGCCCCAGCUCAAAGGUCCUAGGAGCCUAUAGAAGUUGUGUAAGUCCUGCCAGUAGUAACUCCUCCACAGGCUGGGCAGCAGAUGAGCUUUCUCCCCAUAAUUCCCCAUGUGUAUCACCUCCUAACGCAAGCAGCUAUGGCAUCUCCGCCUUGGACCUCUGCCCGGUCCUGCAGAGCAUCCACACCUCUUCUGCCCAUUCCUCUCCGGGAGCCUCUCCUCGAAACAGCGUCACGGACGAGACCUUUCUCCAGCCGCAUCACCAACGCAGCACCUCGCCGCUUCCCCACCAGCGUUCGCGCUCCACCUCACCCCAAGGAAAGCGGUCUUUCGAGGCACACGCCUGUCACGGGGGCACUCCCGUCAAACAGCGCUCCAGAAGCCCUAGCCCCAUCCCGGUGCUGCACGAGCAGCAGAGGCCCUUCUACGUCCACCAGUACCAGGUCCAAGCCGAGCUCCAGCCCCAAGCUCAGACCACAACGGCCGGCCUGGAGGAGAUGCUGAGCAGCCUCAGCUCCAGUCUGCCGAGACCAGUGCCCCACGCAGUGGUGAGAGGGCACGCCCAGGCCCAGAGACAGGAUUGUGCAUAUGGAGAGGGGUACGACUGGAACAAUGAACAGUCGACUAUUAGCAGGCCUGGGGCUGAGGUCAAACCUGAGACCUACUACAUGCUCCCAGCGGCGUGGCCUCCCACUCAACCAGUCCAUCAUUCUGGACGGUCCACAUUCAGUGGUUUGUCUGUGACACCCCUUCCCUCUUUGGAGUGGGCGUUGCCCCUCCAGUCCGGCCAGUAUGAGCUGCUGAUCCAGCAACAGCCCAGAUCCCACCACAGAGCUCACUAUGAGACCGAGGGCAGCCGAGGAGCCGUCAAAACACCCAAUGGAGGGCACCCAGAGGUUCAGCUUCACGGGUACCAGGGCACAGCUCCGCUGGCGCUGCAGGUCUUCAUCGGGACGGCAGACGAGAGGCUCCUGAAACCCCACGCCUUCUACCAGGUCCACCGCAUCACCGGGAAGACCGUCACCACGCCCAGCAUGGAGAGGAUGGCCCACGGGACUAAAGUGUUAGAGAUCCCCUUGGACCCAAAGAACCAAAUGAGAGUGGUGAUCGACUGUGUCGGGAUCUUGAAGCUUAGAAAUGCAGACAUUGAGCUGAGGAACGGCGAGACGGACAUUGGACGAAAGAACACGCGCGUGCGUUUGGUGUUUCGUGUCCACAUUCCUCAACCUGGAGGCCAACUGGUGUCUCUUCAAGUGACCUCUAAUCCCAUCGAAUGCUCUCAGCGCUCGGCUCAGGAGCUCCCUGCAGUGGAGAGGCAGGACCUGGACCAAUGUUCUGUGCUUGGUGGUCAACAAAUGGUCCUAACUGGGCAGAAUUUCAACUCUGAUUCCAAGGUGAUAUUUUCAGAAAAGACACAAGACGGUCAGCAGAUCUGGGAAGCAGAGGCCUCCGUGGACAGAGACAAAACCCAAGCCAACAUGCUUUUUGUUGAGGUCCCUCCGUAUCGAGACCGGACCAUUUGCCAACCGGCUAAGGUGAACUUCUACGUGAUGAACGGGAAGAAGAAACUCAGCCAGCCCCAGCACUUCAUCUACACUCCUGUCAUAGCUAUUAAAGCAGAGCCGCUAGAUGACUAUCAGUUGAAUUCCUACGGCUAUGUUGACGACCACUCCCUGUCUGGCAUGUCCAUGAAGUCCUUCUACCAUCACCUGGAGCAGGACAUCAACCCACAAGCCUUGAAUAUCUCUUCAACAAUGUACCACCUAACAACCGUAGACCCCCGCGCCCAAAUAUUAACCCCCGACCCUCUGGACGAGCCCGUCUAUUACCAGUCCAGGGCUGGGGCUCUGAUCAACAGUCCAGUGAUGUACCACUCUCCAAACCAACAUUACAGCAACUGCAGCCCCACCCUCCUCUCACAUCUGGCCGCGACUCCCAGCCCGUGUGCAGCCGCCAGAACCCCCGUUGCCAGACAGGGGGACUGUCCUCAACCUGCCGACGCAUUUGAGGCUUGCCUGGUGACGUCACGACAUCAGGGUUUUGCUCAGACGUCGGUGCCUCUGGGGAAGUCUCCACCGUCCAGAUACGUGAAAGGGAAGGCCGGGAGUGGCGUGGAGGCAGCUAGCCAGCCGCUGACCCAGGUUAGAUCUGCAAGAGGAAACCAUGACGAGAGGGCUCCGGAGAGAAUCAUGGUCAAACAAGAGAACAUCAACUACGCUUAUUUGGAGGAUGUGAAUGACAUCAUAAGACGAGACCUGAAAGGCCACAAUGGAGAGUGACCUUACAACGCUGCAGCAACUCUGACCAACAAAUUCAAGCUGGAAGAAGUAAAAAUGAUCUGCAGAUGUCGUAACAUUAUAAGCGUGCAUUUGCCAGACUUGGAUGCUGCCUUAGUUGGAAGGUAUUUAAGACCAAAAGGAAAAGCUGGUCCAUUCUAAGCUUUUAAUUACUUUGUUUAAAGAUCAUGUUUUGUUGCAGGAAGAGUUGUGGUUCAGUUGGCAAAACUGACCUCAACUCCAACAUUUAUAUCAGAAAUGGGUUAAUGGCUUUGAAUACGGUCAAAUAUUUUACCCUUCACAAGGAUAUUUGAGUUACACCUUACACCGUGUAUUGAUUGUGUCUUUAUUUUAAACAUUUUGGCUUCAUUUUGUUCAUAUAAAUGUACAAUUUUUAUCUGUAAGCAUGUAGAAAAUAUUUUAUAAGAAAUAAAUUCUGUUUUUAUAAUUA